AUGCACCACUGGAUCCCAGACGUUGCGCAGCUUAUAUUCGAAUUUGUCUACGAUCCCAUCCGCACAGAAGAGGACCGCGAGGGUCGCGCCACGGUUGUCGGUUUAGCACGAACGUGUCGAGCAUUUAAAGACCCUGCCCUGGAUGUCUUGUGGGCUCAGCUUCACUCUUUGGAUGCACUCGUCCUCUGUUCUGGUGGGAAGCGGGAUGGCAAUAACAAAUUAAUCUGGGAUCGCCCAUUUACCAUGCAACUUCUGAGCUGUUUUCCUGUUCCAGGACCCAUCCUUCCCAAUCUCACAAAGUUGAAUUGGCUCUCCGAUCGUGAAGACUUCUUCCCUUUCUUACGUCGUUUCUGUGGGCCCAGUUUGACGGCCCUUAGCUUUUCGCCCAUAUCGUGGAGUGUCCGCAAGUGUGCCGCUAUUGCAUCGCUUGCACCAUCAUGUCCUUUGCUCAAGGAAUUCACAUGCGUUAACGCAGAGGAUUCGUCGAUGCAAGCGAUCAGCGAGGCAGUCGUGGGUUGGAAUGGGCUUCAAGUGUUGCAAGUCGGCCCUUUGGAUGAACAAGCUUUGAUGCACGCUGGCUCUUUGCAAACGCUUCGAGAGUUGCAUUUUUCUGUUUCGGAUUUCGGAUCCCCGGUGUUAGAAUUUUGCUCCCCCCGUGCUGCGAUGAAGAUCUUAAUACCUUCACCAUCAUCUUUUUAUACAUUCAUCCAAAAUAUCCAUUUCUCGACUCAACGUCUGCACCUUUUCUGCGAACGCUAUGAUGGAAUGUUCCCCGAACUUUUCUUCUCGCGCCUACAAGCGUGCUUCAGGAAUCCUGGGGAACUUCUAGAGCUGGGUCUCGUGAAAACGAUACACCACAACAGAUCAAUUAUUCUCAGCUCCAUCAUGUUGCGUCCGCUUGUAUCAUUCAAGGGACUCAACUACUUAAACCUUGCGGAUCUAUGCACCUCGCAUAUUGAUGACACCUUCCUUGAGGAGAUGGCGGUGUCCUGUCCAAACCUACAUGAGCUCUACCUUGGCGAUAAGGGUCGCUGGCUCAUCGCCCCGCGGGCAACUUUUGAUGGAGUUGUAUCUCUCUUGAAACACUGCCAUCAGCUCUCCUCUCUAGGAAUUUUCUUCAGCGCCACUUUCAACAGUGACUUCACAGAUGUGCUCCAAGCCGAUGCCAUCAACCUAAAUAUCAGGAACUUUUCCGUUGGUGCAUCCCCCAUCAGUGAUCCUAUGAACGUCACGGUAGUGCUGUCUUCGUUGAUUCCUAAUGCAACUUGCAUAAAUCAUUGCGCGCAAGGGAGUGCGGAGCUUCGGGACAUGGAGGAAAGGUGGGACACAGUAAAUACGUGGUUCAAGUCAUUUGUCUCAGCUCGGAAGCACAGUUGGAGGCAAGGCUGGUUGGAGGGGAAGGCUGUAGUCAAGAAUGCAAUAGCAUAA
Molecule: messenger RNA, 1428 nt
Organism: Suillus subalutaceus
Lineage: Eukaryota; Fungi; Basidiomycota; Agaricomycetes; Boletales; Suillaceae
Exons: 3
Coding region: 1-1428 (475 amino acids)
Source: RefSeq, a predicted model, not a curated record